AUGGACACCUUCCUCCCCGCCACCGCACCCCCGAACGCAACCGCCCACCGCAUCGACUUCAGCCAGACCACCCCACCCCUCCCGCCCUACCGCCACCUCUUCGCCGCGAUCAUCGACAACAUCCUCACCGAACCCGAAUGCACCGAGCUCCUCCGCCUCGCCGAAGCCAGCACCACCACCCUCACCGCGACCUCCCAGACCCCCCAAUGGGAGCGCGCCAUGCUCAACGUCGGCGCCGGCGAACAGGUCCUCCGCCCGGACACGCGCAACUGCGGCCGCAUCAUCCUCGACGCGCCGGAGCUGGCGCAGAAACUGGGCGAUCGGAUCCUCCCCUUCCUGCGGGAUGAGUUCGGCCUCGACGUGCUGGAAAAGGACGCCUGGCGCGUGACGCUGCAGACGCGCCGGCGCUACCGGCUCACGCGGCUCAACGAGCGGCUGCGCUUCCUACGGUACCAGCGCGGCGAGUUCUUCCGCCCGCAUCGGGAUGCCUGGUAUACCACGCCGGAUCGUCGGGAGCGGUCGUUUUUCACGGUGCAUGUGUAUUUGAAUGGGGAGGGGCAGGGGCAGGGGCACGGGGACGAGGGUUUGGUGGGUGGGGCGACUUCCUUUGUGAGGCGCUUGGAGGUCGAGAGCGAGGAGGAUGAGGUCGUCAAGGUGCUUCCUAGGGUUGGGUCGGUGUUGGUCUUUCAGCAGAAUGAUCUGUUGCAUGCUGGGGAGCCGGUGGUGUCCGGGGUAAAGUUUACGUUAAGGACGGAUGUGAUGUAUGAGGAGAUUUUGGAGGGGGAAGAUUGA
Molecule: messenger RNA, 792 nt
Organism: Aspergillus aculeatinus CBS 121060
Lineage: Eukaryota; Fungi; Ascomycota; Eurotiomycetes; Eurotiales; Aspergillaceae
Product: 2OG-Fe(II) oxygenase
Exons: 1
Coding region: 1-792 (263 amino acids)
Biological process (GO): peptidyl-proline hydroxylation to 4-hydroxy-L-proline
Cellular component (GO): endoplasmic reticulum
Molecular function (GO): procollagen-proline 4-dioxygenase activity; iron ion binding; L-ascorbic acid binding
Source: RefSeq, a predicted model, not a curated record